Phyllostomus discolor (pale spear-nosed bat) is the source of this 2815-nucleotide messenger RNA. It is a transcript of the gene TCP11L1, whose product is annotated as t-complex 11 like 1. NCBI's taxonomy places the organism in Eukaryota, Metazoa, Chordata, Mammalia, Chiroptera, Phyllostomidae. The record is from RefSeq and is a predicted model, not a curated record. The transcript is spliced from 11 exons. Gene Ontology annotation, biological process: signal transduction. Bases 1256 to 2815 code for a protein of 519 amino acids.
CUGCAUCUUAGAGAUGAGGAAUCUGAAGUUCCCAGCUAGUAGAGAGCCAGAGUUGGAACCCGUGCAUGUCUGGGACCAACUCCCGUCCCUCCCCAAUACACCGACAUCACAGAGAUGACACAGCUGUCAACGUCCCAAGUGGGUAUCUGUUUGGGGGAUAUUCUUAUAGGUGUGGAGCCUGUGAGGGAGAAUAUGGUUGGUCUUGGCCCUUAAGUUAAAAAUCUAGGUGAAGAGUUUUCUUUUGUUUUAAAUAAAAACUAGCCAUUUUACAAUCUGGCCCCAACCCAUCUUUUCAUCUUCAGCACCUGCCACUUGUUCUUCUGCUCACUUUCGGGCCUCGCCUUGUGCUCUUUGAGUGAAGUGCCCCUCUUUUUACCGCCUCUCCCCUUCCAGACUUUUUUUUUUAAUUGGAUGAAAUCCUACUCUUUUCAAAAAGUCCAGCUCAAAUGUCCCCUUUUCUGGGAAGGCUAUUCCAACAUCUUCCAGGCAGAAUUAGUUUCUCCCUCUGCUGUAUUUCCUUAGCGAUUUCAUAAUGCUAUUAAGGCUUAAGUUUCCCUGUGUUUCCGUGUAAAAAUGUCUGUCUCUCCCUCUAGACCAUGCCUUUUCUUCUUUCUAUUACUAUUCAAUAAGGGUAUUUUGAAUUGGAUUUAGGGCAAUGAUGAAUGCCAGAUGCCUAGUAACCAGUCCUACAGGAGUUCAGAGAAAGGUGCAAAUGCUGCUGAGGAUGGGGAAGUGUCCUGGGAGGAGCUUGGACCUGAGCCGAUAUUAAAAGGAUGGGUUAGUUUACUUAGCUGAGUAUUAGAGAUCUGGGAAGCCUGCCUUUCCUCUUCACUGCACAGAAUGAAUUACUUCAUCCUUUCUGAGCUCAUUCCCAGCAUGUGAAGAGGAUAAAUUUAGAAGUGUUUUUGUGCGUCCUUUCUUAUAGGAUGUGCUGGUAAUGUUAUCGUUUGGAUCUUGGAGCAUUUCCAGAGGCAAAUAGGAUUUAGGACAGAGAGGAGAUGGAUGUCUGGAGUGAGAUGCUGGAAGUUAAAGGGGAACUGCUUUAAAGCAAUCUUCAUGUUAAUAAUACAGACCUGAAAAUGUAAAUUCCAGUAAUUUCAUUCUAUUUAAUGGAGGUAUCUAAAAUUUCAGAUAUUCACAUCAAGUGAUUCUUCUCUAAUGUGCAGAAAAGAGUCUGCCAAACCUUCCCAAAGCAGUCAACAUUGUUUUGGAUCCCUGGAUUAUCUCCCAGGGAAGUGAAUAAACUUAAUUGAGAAUGUCUGAAAACUUGAACAAAUCCAGUAUAAAUGAAGCAGGAAAAUCAAAAUCAGAUGAUUCUGAGCAAGGCCUUGAAGAUGCUGCAGAAGGCUCUGAUGAAGCUUCACGGGAAAAAAUAAAGUCGGGCUCUCCUAGCACCCAAAGAGUGCAAAGACCUCACUCCAGUCCUCCUCGUUUUGUGACAGUAGAAGAACUCCUAGAGACAGCAAAAGGAGUCACUAACAUGGUUCUAGCCCAUGAAAUUGUAGUAAAUGGAGACUUCCGGAUUAAACCUGUUGAAUUACCAGAAGACAGUUUGGAGAAGAGAGUAAAGGAGAUUGUGCAUAAAGCUUUUUGGGAUUGCUUGAGUGUCCAGCUCAGUGAAGACCCCCCAACAUAUGACCAUGCCAUCAAACUUGUUGGAGAGAUCAAAGAGACUCUCUUAUCUUUCUUGCUGCCUGGUCACACUAGACUGAGAAACCAGAUUACAGAAGUCUUGGAUCUGGAGCUGAUAAAGCAGGAGGCGGAGAAUGGGGCCCUAGACAUUUCCAGGCUGGCGGAAUUUGUCAUUGGCAUGAUGGGGACACUGUGUGCACCUGCUCGAGAUGAGGAAGUUAGGAAGCUAAAGGACAUUAAGGAAAUAGUGCCCCUUUUCAGGGCAAUUUUUUCUGUGUUAGACCUAAUGAAAGUGGACAUGGCGAACUUUGCUGUCAGUAGCAUUAGGCCACAUCUCAUGCAGCAGUCAGUUGAAUAUGAAAGGAAGAAGUUUCAAGAGCUUUUGGAGAAGCAGCCAAAUUCCCUGGACUUCGUCACCCAGUGGUUGGAAGAAGCUGCAGAGGACCUUAUGAAUCAGAGGUAUAAAAAUGCCCUGCCAGCUGAGGGAGGGGCCACUGGCUGUGGGGACAGUCUCCUGCCAAAUCCUGCUGCCGUCCAGAAUUACGCGUACCUGAGGCUUCUGAGAUGGGACCACCUCCGGAGACCAUUCCCUGAGACAGUUUUGAUGGACCAGUCCCGCUUCCAAGAGCUCCAGCUCCAGCUGGAGCAGGUGGCCAUCCUGGGGGCCGUGUUGCUGGUCACGUUCAGCAUGGCAGCCUCGGGAAUUUCCAGCCAGGCCAGCUUUGCUGAGAAACUCAAGAUGAUCGUGAAGAUCCUGCUGACAGAUCUGCAUCUGCCCUCCUUCCACCUGAGGGAUGCCCUGACCACCAUCGGGGAGAAGGUCUGCCUGGAGGUGAGCAGCCGCCUUUCCCUGUGUGGAUUCGCUCCCUUUACCGCGGACAAGGAGACCGUGCUCAAGGGCCAGAUCCAGGCCGUGGCCAGUCCCGAUGACCCCAUCCGCAGGAUCAUGGAUUCCCGAAUCCUGGCCUUCUUAGAAAGCUGCCUUGCCUCGGGUCAUCAGAAGCCACUGCCCACGGUACCUGGGGGACUGGGUCCUGUCCAAAAAGAGCUGGAGGAAGUUGCUAUUAAAUUUGUUCGCCUGGUCAACUAUAACAAGAUGGUCUUCAGUCCCUACUACGAUGCAAUCCUCACCAGAGAUGUAUGCUGCAUUAUGUGGUCAGAAGUCAUAUUCUUAAGAGUUUAG